Molecule: messenger RNA, 838 nt
Organism: Drosophila bipectinata
Lineage: Eukaryota; Metazoa; Arthropoda; Insecta; Diptera; Drosophilidae
Source: RefSeq, a predicted model, not a curated record
AGGCGAUCGCUCUUUUUUUAUUUCGGGGAUUUUACGUAUGCGUCUAAGUUUUGCCUCUUGUCGGCUUUUGAUUAUUUAAUCCUAUGAGUUUCUAUGUCCCGUGAUUAGAAGCCCCCAAAAUGGUGUAUAUGAACAUAGUGCUUGGCUUGGGCGUCGUGGUGGCGGCGGCGGCAGCGGCUAUUUGGUUCAACUGGCCCAAUUACCAGCAAACUGCGCCGCACCACAACCAUCGCAGGAAUCGUCGUGAGGAGGAGGACGAGGGGGACAGCCAUGAUCCGGAUAGCAAGUUGCGAAGCCACUUCGGUCAGCAGCAGAUGCGCCGCAGCCGUCCGGGCGACAAGUGUCCAGUUUGCCUGGAUGAGAUGUUGCAGGGAGAUCUACAUAUGAUGCAGUGCAGCCAUGCGAUGCAUCCAACUUGUUUCAAUGAGUUUCGGUACUUGCGACGAAGCUGCCCGUUGUGCCGAAAGAUAGUAAAUCCGAGUCUACCGGGUGACGACUGCCCCAUCUGUCUGGACCCACUUACCAAGAAUGAUAUGAGGUUCCUGUCCUGCAAGCACGCUCAACAUAAUCAGUGUCUGGCUCAGUAUCGGUAUAGUGGCGGUAAAGCUUGUCCAAUAUGCCGGGAGCCAGAUGUAUAGAUUAAAAGCUAUAGCUUUAUAGUACAACCCAAAAUGGAUCUACAAGCGAAGAAAAGAAACGAAAAUAUCAGCGCCAAGCGACUGACUUGGCCGUUAAAAAUCACAAUAAGCACAAAAAAACGCGAUAAGCAAUUGAAAUAAGUCUGUCUUAGCGUGUAAUUGUCAUAACUUUUGUUAAAUAAACAACAUGAAAUGCCUUA